Spea bombifrons (plains spadefoot toad) is the source of this 2087-nucleotide messenger RNA. It is a transcript of the gene HOMER3, whose product is annotated as homer scaffold protein 3. Gene Ontology annotation, biological process: G protein-coupled glutamate receptor signaling pathway; regulation of store-operated calcium entry. The coding region runs from base 446 to 1522 and encodes 358 amino acids. Gene Ontology annotation, molecular function: G protein-coupled glutamate receptor binding. The record is from RefSeq and is a predicted model, not a curated record. Lineage: Eukaryota; Metazoa; Chordata; Amphibia; Anura; Pelobatidae. The transcript has 10 exons. Gene Ontology annotation, cellular component: dendrite; cytoplasm; postsynaptic density.
AGAUGCGCUGUGCGAGAAAGUGAUUGAAAGUUCCACUUCAGCGGGAGGGUGAAGCCGAACCGGGUGCGCGUGUCUGCUGUGUCGGGAGCGGUGAGCCCUUUGUGUCUGGAAAAGAGAUAAAGGGGAUUUAAAAGUGGGGGUGGGCUGGGGAUAUAACGGGACCGGGAAGCGGCACAUUCACAGGAAAUUUGGAGAGCAUCCGGCUCCUGAAAAGAGUGAGGGAAGAAGAGGAUAAGUGUCAGAGACGGAAGGAGGGACACAGACAGGCAUGGAAACACCGUGUGGGAAAUGAAGUAUUUGAGCUCAGACCAUUACAAACAUUGUCUUGUGGAGACCAAAGAAAGACCUUUGUAACAUAUGAUCUGCCCACACCUGGCAAGGAAGCGGUGACAGAAAGCUUUGUUUUCUUCUGUGUCUUUGUUCCUCCACAAUCUUUUCUUCACCAAUGUCUUCUUCUGCUACUAACAGAGAGCAGCCCAUUUUUAGCACGCGUGCUCACGUUUUUCAAAUAGACCCUGUCACCAAGAAGAACUGGAUUCCCGCCAGCAAGCAUGCUGCUACCGUCUCAUAUUUCUACGAUGCCACAAGAAAUGUAUAUCGGAUCAUCAGUGUUGGGGGCACCAAGGCCAUCAUAAACAGCACGAUUACCCCAAACAUGACGUUCACCAAGACAUCCCAGAAGUUCGGACAAUGGGCUGACAGUCGCGCCAAUACAGUCUAUGGACUGGGCUUUGCAUCUGAACAGAACUUGUCUCAGUUUGCAGAGAAGUUCCAGGAGCUGAGGGAAGCUGCUCGACUGGCAAGGGAGAGAUCCCAAGAUAAGACUGAGCUGACCAGCCCGGCCUUCAAUCUCACAUCCCAGCAGGUAGUACCCUCUCCAAUCAUCAGUGCCAAUGGACCAGGUGAUGACAAGCUGUUCAGGAGCCAGAGUGCAGAGAUGGAACUCAGUACAGAAAGAGAACGUGUGAAGAAGAUGCUUUCUGAAGGCUCUGUGUGUGAGGUUCAGUGGGAAGCAGAAUUCUUCAGUCUCCAGGACAAUAACAACAAACUGGUGGCAGCUCUCCGAGAAGCAAAUGCUAAUGUUGAGAAAUGGAAGAAGCAGCUGGCAGGGUACCAAGAGGAAGCAGAACGGCUACGGCAACGGGUUACUGAGUUGGAAUCUCAGGUGACCCCAAACACUACAGCAGAGCAGCAAGAUGAACUCUCUGAGAGAUUACAUGGGCUUGAGCUGCUUCUUAAGAGCAAGGAAGAGGAAAUUCUCGUGCUCAAAGGACAGAGGCCAGACCUUGUGGAGCUGGAGAGUGAGAGAGAUGAACUGCUAAAAAGACUAGAGGAACUGGAAGCAAGAAAUCAGGAAUUAGAGAAGGAAGUUCAUAAGGCGGAAGAGCAACUCAAAGAAUCACAAGAGGAAAGAGGCCGGGUACGAGAAGAGAUCAACAGAGCAGGGGAUGAACUGGAUAUAAAAAUCUGCCAACUGAACGAGCUACGUCUGGGACUCUCCCAGCUCCUUGAGAGUAACUGAGAGAGCCACAAAGUUUGGGCGCUGAGAACUAUUGAUUGUUGUUCUAGGUUGUUAGAUUUUUGGGGGUGACUAAAAGACUGUUUAUUAGUUGUCAUGGAAAAUGAUGGGGUUAUUGGGGACUAUAACAAAAGGGGUGACACUUAAAUGUGUUUACUGGCUCUGUGUCCAUAAAUAAUGUUAGUCUUCUAGUCCAGCUGUAGACUUAGCAAAGUCAGGUAUACCCCCACUUCAGAGACCUGCACUGCUCUUCUAAGCCAUCUUUCCACUGCAGACAUAGUCGGAAAUAGAUUUUAUUUUCUGUGAUUUGUAGUGAUUUACAACCAGGAGCAAAAGCCAUUUACUAAAACCAAAUGAUAUAUCUGGAUUUUGCAGCAGAGGUGAGCAAUGGUACUGUUCUCUAGCUUUGUCUGUGUUUCCUACCCAGGUUACAGAGGUGAGCUUUGUAUAACCACUAUAUACUCCCACAUUGUAGACUAACAGCUAAAAUUGUGGAGCCAUAUACUCAAUUAUGACAUAAUGCAACCAACACUGUAAAUGCCUUAAUAAAUAAAAAUGUACUGAGGAA